Colletotrichum aenigma is the source of this 618-nucleotide messenger RNA. RefSeq names its product putative Ras-related protein Rab7. Gene Ontology annotation, biological process: regulation of vacuole fusion, non-autophagic. Gene Ontology annotation, cellular component: vacuole; phagocytic vesicle; late endosome. The coding region runs from base 1 to 618 and encodes 205 amino acids. The transcript has 7 exons. Gene Ontology annotation, molecular function: GTPase activity; GTP binding. The record is from RefSeq and is a predicted model, not a curated record. Lineage: Eukaryota; Fungi; Ascomycota; Sordariomycetes; Glomerellales; Glomerellaceae.
AUGUCAUCGAGAAAGAAGGUCCUUCUCAAGGUCAUUAUCCUUGGCGAUAGCGGUGUCGGCAAGACGAGUUUGAUGAACCAAUAUGUCAACAAGAAGUUUAGUGCAAGCUACAAGGCCACGAUCGGCGCCGACUUCCUGACCCGCGAGGUCCUCGUCGAUGACCGGCAGGUGACGAUGCAGCUCUGGGACACUGCAGGACAGGAGCGCUUCCAGUCGCUGGGUGUCGCCUUUUACCGCGGAGCUGACUGCUGCGUACUCGUCUACGACGUCAACAACUCCAAGAGCUUCGAUGCUCUGGACAGCUGGAGGGACGAGUUCCUGAUCCAGGCUUCUCCGCGUGACCCCGACAACUUCCCAUUCGUCGUCCUUGGAAACAAGAUUGAUGUUGAGGAGAGCAAGAGAGUUAUCUCGACCAAGCGUGCGAUGACCUUCUGCCAGUCCAAGGGCGGGAUUCCCUACUUCGAGACCAGUGCGAAGGAGGCUAUCAACGUCGAGCAGGCUUUUGAAGUCAUUGCACGAAAUGCCCUUGCUCAGGAGGAGUCGGAAGAGUUCAGCGGGGACUACCAGGAUGUCAUCAACAUUCCCAUUGAGAACCCCCGGGACGGCUGCGCCUGCUAA